Chaetomium globosum CBS 148.51 is the source of this 621-nucleotide messenger RNA. RefSeq lists its product as uncharacterized. The transcript has 3 exons. The record is from RefSeq and is a predicted model, not a curated record. Bases 1 to 621 code for a protein of 206 amino acids. Lineage: Eukaryota; Fungi; Ascomycota; Sordariomycetes; Sordariales; Chaetomiaceae. Gene Ontology annotation, molecular function: protein binding.
AUGGCCUGUGUGAAAGUGCUUGUCGAGUUUGGCGCUGACAGCGAUAUUCGAACAUCCAAUGGGACCACAGCGCUACAAUUGUGCUUCGAAAUGGGUGAUGGGACCGAGGAAAUUGUCCACUUUCUACUGGGGCGGGGUGCGGAUCCAAACGCCCAAGUCGGCAUGAGCCGGACCAUGCUUCACAUGGCCGCCGCUAUGGGUCUCGUGCGGGUUGUGCCACUUUUGCUUUCUGCGGGAGUAGAUGCAACUCGCUGCGACUCGUUUGGCCAGACCCCCUGGGAUAAUGCCACACGCUAUGGACAUGGCGAGAUUGCCGACGCUCUAGCAGAAGCAGGAGGCCGCCCAAUAAUAUCACAGCACUCCCUGUUGGAUACUUAUCAAGAAGGUUACCCUGAGACGUUGGAAGACUACGAACACCAUAGUCCAGCAGGCAGCAUGGAGCAACCACCUUAUAGCUCUGUUAUGCUGACGCCUGGGACACAAGGCGGGGAGAAGCUCUUGGGGAGGAUGAAGAAACACUGGUCAAGACUGAAGAAAAAGCUGCGAUACUGCACCGUUAGAGGCACCAGAGGCUCUGAGUGGGACGAGAAGAAGAAGGUGAUCAUUGGCUCUAGCCUGUAG